AUGUCUACCUUUUAUUACCCCUCUUCCACACUCGACGUUCCUUCCAGCAAGUCGAGUGCCUCUGGGGAGUUCUUCCCAGAGAGCCGGCGAGGCAGCUGCACCGACAGCCUGUUUUCGGACCGGUCCGGUUCAUCUUCGAUUACCCUCGUUUCUUCAACGGGGCAGCCAAGGAAACACUCCCUCUCCGGUCUGGAGCUCCCUCUUCGCCAGUCCCACGACACAAGCUGUCACCUCUGCGGGUACCCGGUACAGCCUAUCCCCAUCCCCGCCGCCUCCGCACCCGACCUAGCCAUUGAAGGCCGGCCCUUCCCCAUCAACGCGACGCGUGACCUCGUCAUCGACCACCUCAAACCCCUGCUUGCGUCGGUCGCCAGUAGGGGCAGGAACCUACGCAUCGUCGGUCUCCUCAUGUCCGAGGAUGAGGGAUGCGCGAUGUACUCCAAGAUGACGGGUGUGAACUGCGGGAAGCUUCAGGUGGACUAUGAAGUACGGGACAUGCGGUCACAGCGGGACAUGGCGGUGCUUCAGGCGGAGAUCAAGCGGCUGAACGAGGAUAUGGAGGUGGAUGGGUUGAUCUUCUACACCCCUUGCUUUGGCGUGGAGCAGGACAAGGAGAUUCGAUCCUGGAUAUCCCCUCGUAUCGAUGUCGAAGGCUUCCACCCCUCGUACUGGUCCGAGGCGACUCGCAUUGCCCCUCCCCUUCUCACCGAAAAUACCAAUUCUGCAUCCCUCGCAGACGCACCGAUUUACCCCUGCACACCGCUCGCCGUUGUCCGCGCUCUUCAGCUUCAGGGGCUGUACAACGUCUCUGCUCCAGCUGGAUCUAGGCUGGCUGGGAAGGUCGUGACUGUUGUCAACAGAUCUGACACCGUCGGUCUUCCCCUCGCCAGCAUGUUCGUCAACGAGGGAGCCCUCGUCUUCUCCAUCGACAUCACCUCGACACAGGUUUGGGAGAGCCACAACCCAUCCCUCGGACCGUGUAUCUCCAACACCAUCCUCGACACCAACACCAUCUACUCCAUGUCCGACGUCGUGGUCUCUGCCGUCCCAUCUCGCGCAUUCAAAAUCCCCACCUCGGCACUCAAACCCGGCGUCGUGGCCAUCAAUGUCGCAAGCGGGAUGAACAACUUUGAGGCGGACGUCAAGACAAAGGCGAGCAGGGCAGCGGAGCGGAUGGGGAGUUUGACGGUCAUGAUGCUGGUGAUGAACGCGCUGGCACUGCGAGCGAGGUCGGUCUUUGAGUAG
Dioszegia hungarica is the source of this 1245-nucleotide messenger RNA. RefSeq lists its product as uncharacterized. NCBI's taxonomy places the organism in Eukaryota, Fungi, Basidiomycota, Tremellomycetes, Tremellales, Bulleribasidiaceae. Gene Ontology annotation, cellular component: cytosol. Gene Ontology annotation, biological process: tetrahydrofolate interconversion; purine nucleobase biosynthetic process. The coding region runs from base 1 to 1245 and encodes 414 amino acids. The transcript is spliced from 3 exons. The record is from RefSeq and is a predicted model, not a curated record. Gene Ontology annotation, molecular function: methylenetetrahydrofolate dehydrogenase (NAD+) activity; methenyltetrahydrofolate cyclohydrolase activity; methylenetetrahydrofolate dehydrogenase (NADP+) activity.